UACACAUACAUACAAGCACACACAGAGAUCACAGAUACAAUGGCAGAGUCCCACCUGCAAGCAUCCCUGAUCACAGCCUCACAGUUUUUCGAGAUCUGGCUCCAUUUCGACGUUGAUGGAAGUGGUUACCUGGAAGGUAAGGAACUACAGAACUUGAUCCAGGAGCUGCAGCAGGCGCGGAAGAAGGCUGGAUUGGAUUUAUCACCUGAAAUGAAAAGUUUUGUGGAUCAAUAUGGACAGAAUGAUGAUGGAAAAAUAGGAAUGGUAGAGUUGGCUCAUGUAUUACCAACAGAAGAGAACUUCCUGCUUCUCUUUAGAUGUCAGCAGCUGAAGUCCUGUGAGGAAUUCAUGCAGACAUGGAGAAAGUAUGACACUGAUCACAGUGGCUUCAUAGAAACUGAGGAACUGAAGAAUUUUCUAAAGGACUUGCUAGAGAAAGCAAACAAGACUUUUGAUGACACGAAAUUAGCCGAAUAUACAGACUUGAUGCUGAAAAUGUUUGAUUCAAACAAUGAUGGAAAGUUGGAAUUAACUGAAAUGGCAAGGUUGUUACCAGUACAAGAGAAUUUCCUGCUUAAAUUUCAGGGAGUCAAAAUGUGUGGGAAAGAGUUCAAUAAAGCUUUUGAGUUAUAUGAUCAGGAUGGCAAUGGAUACAUAGAUGAAAAUGAAUUGGAUGCUUUACUGAAAGAUCUUUGUGAAAAGAAUAAGCAGGAUCUGGACGUUAAUAACAUUUCAGCAUACAAAAAAAGCAUCAUGGCUUUGUCGGAUGGUGGCAAGCUGUACCGAACAGAUCUGGCUCUCAUCCUCUGUGCUGGUGAUAACUAGAGAUCCACAAUCAUAUACAGUCAGUCACUAGUGAUACCUUGGAUCUAUAUGAUAACUGUGCACUAUAAGGGAGUAGGCUGUACUUUCUUUUAUAUCUGUAAAUUUACCUGCAUAUAGAUAAUUAUCCAGGAUGUGUGGCACAUUCUUUUCAGUCUGUUUCUAUACUGUUUGUAAUGUACAGUUUUUGUAACUCUAUGAUCAAUCGAUAAGAAGAAUGUCUCUGUCUGGGUCAGUCUGUAAAUUCAAUAAAACCACCUAAAACUGCUCUUGCUUUCUGAAAUAUAGCUGGACAAGAUUUCAAAAAGAAAAAAAAAAGCUUCUUAGGGCUAUUCUGUGAAAAUUAUCCUCUGUCGUUUCAAUCCAUGUUUCUCUCCAAAUAGAAGCAUUGUGUACAAUAGACCAGGCAGCCUUAUUUUAGGAGAGAUCACAGGUCUGACACACAUAGAAUUUAUAGGCCAUAUCCACAAUUAUGGGGAGGAAAAUGCUCUUAGAGCUAAAUUAUUCCCUAAAACAUAAAUAUCUAGAAAAACUAAUUACUUGUAAUUUAGCCAUAGUGAAAAAGGAAUUUAUCAACACAUAUAUUCUGUGGCAUAGAAUCCAUGAUGACACUACAUUUAUUCAGUACAAUGAACACUUAUGAAAAUAAAAGAAAUGUCAGUAAAUCUUUAUUAAUUACCUAAAAUGCAUCAGGCACUGGGCUAAGCACUGGGAAUACAAAAAAAAGGGGGACAAAAGAUGGUCCCUGCCCUCAAAUAACUUAUAAUCUAAUAGGAGAGUUUGUGCCAGGCAAUGUUAGAUGCUAGCGAUGAAAAUAUAAAAUUUAAAACAGACCCUGCCUCAAGGAAUUUACAGUCUACUGGAAUGUAUACUCUAUUUAUGUUGUUCUGAAAUAUCCACCCACAUAAAGCUUUCCAUCAAACUCUUGAUCCCAGUUAAUUUUGUGAUGAGGUGAGCAAAGGCAGCAAUUGGGCAGCAACAUGGAUCUGUCUCAUUCUGUAUAUGUAUUUCUCAUCAAGCCUACCAUCAAAGAAGAUGAACUUAAUCCAUUUUCUAAACUAUUUUCACAUGUUGCAGAUUAUAAUUAUUCUAGUAAACUGCUGUUUUUACACCAUAGUCUGUGUAACUUGUAAUUAAAUUUAAUAUACUAAGUACUCUGGUGUCUAGUUUUCCAUAUUUCCUGUACUUCCUUCAUCUAAAAAUGGUAUCAUCUUCACCAAAUGUCUCUAUUUCCUCUGAAAAUAUUUCCUAGCUCUAACAAUUAUUUUACUAAAUAUCUGAAUUUUAAUUAAAGAUUAAUGUUAAAAAAAAAGAUGGUUAAAUGUUAACUUGUCAAUAUCCUGGUUUAUGCCAUGGGCUCUGUAUUCCAUUGUGUGAAAUUAGCAUUCAAAAUAGUCUGAGUUCUACUUGUAUAUUGUGCUUAACAAGAGUAAAAUAUUGAUAUCUGAGAGGAAGAUUUCUUUCCUUUCAAUUAUCUUAUUAACAAAAUGAACUUCACUAGCAUAUUCUUCUACCCAUAACUGGUUUACAAUAUCACUAUAACACUAACUGGACCAAUCUCUGGUGGUUACUGUUGGACUUCCUAACAGCAUCUGCUUUUUGAUUCUCUAAUCAUGAGACAGGUCUAAUGAAAGGAUCAAGAAAGCUGUUUAUAGAGAAAAAAUAAAGAUGUAUAUGCAGAGAAGACAGGCAAUGAUGACUCUGAAUUUCAUACAUUUCAACUGAUUAUUUUUCCCUUUGUCUAAAGGAAGCAAAAUGGGUGUGCUGUUACUCAGUGGAUAAAAAGGUAAAGAGAUCAACCAAGAGAUAUCAUUCACUCAACUGUUUAAAUGAAUUAUAGUUAAGCUUUGUUCUUGGUAUGUAUAUGAACACACUAAAUUUAGGCUGAUUUUAAUUAUUAAGAACAAAUAAAGGGGGGAAACGGCUUCA
Gracilinanus agilis (Agile Gracile Mouse Opossum) is the source of this 2751-nucleotide messenger RNA. RefSeq names its product calbindin 1 (gene CALB1). Gene Ontology annotation, cellular component: nucleus; terminal bouton; cytosol. Gene Ontology annotation, molecular function: calcium ion binding. NCBI's taxonomy places the organism in Eukaryota, Metazoa, Chordata, Mammalia, Didelphimorphia, Didelphidae. The coding region runs from base 40 to 825 and encodes 261 amino acids. The transcript has 11 exons. Gene Ontology annotation, biological process: regulation of long-term synaptic potentiation; regulation of presynaptic cytosolic calcium ion concentration. The record is from RefSeq and is a predicted model, not a curated record.